CUAGUCCUACUGCAAGGCGCAGCGACCGCAUCAGACAGCUAUGGAAAGCAUACUAUUAGCUUUAAGAGCGCAAUGACGAGUCUCGCUCGUCGGCGACACGACCGCUGGACUCGCAUCGGGUUUGCGAAGCGACUUUUCCCCUGCUACUUCUUCGAUGGUUCCAGUCUAAAUUUCCUUCGAGUAAUAUAAGUGCUUAUAUACUUCUGCAUCAGACCACACUGACGAAGCAGGAUAUAGGGAAAGAAUGCUGCUCUCGAGGCAAGCCCUUUCAUCGUCGCGCGUUGCCCCGGCUCGACGGACGUCUGCAAUUGUAAGGUCCAAGCAGCCAUGCGUCGUCGCGGCGCGCCAAGUGGCACGGCCUGCAGCGCCGCGCAACUCGGCACCCUCGCCGGGCCCGCUAGAUGAUGGCUCCAACUUGGUAGGUUGCACAUCAGCCAGGCCCCUGCUCUUGCUGCUAUAGCGACAGCAAGACAAUCUUGGAAACUCAUUAGAAAGGACCAAAGUGCGGAAGUGUCAGCCCUUGACGUGACUCCCGUGUCCAGUGGUCCGUGUCGGGAUGUCAGCCCUGAUGCUCGGAUGGAAGCUGGGGCGCAUACAUGUACUGCCAACGUUCCAAGAGCUUUUCCCAACCAAGUUCAUGGUGACCUGCAAGGACCGCACAGCGGAGUUGGAUCCGGAGACACAGCGCGUGGUGUGCUGCUGUGCCGAGUGUGAGGAGAAGCAGCCCGACUUCGCCCAACGCGUGCCCAUGACCUUCUCUGCAUGGGAGAAGCACUGCGGCUCCAAGAACAAGAAGUGGCACACGAGCCUGCAGAUCGUGCCCGGGUCGGGGCUGGAGGCGGUGCCGACUGGCGCCAGGCCGGUGUCCAUCUGUGCAUGGCUGGCGCGGAAGAAGCUCAAGGUGGGCGCGUGGGCCAGCGCCAUCACCGUGGGCAAGCUCUACCUGGAGCCGCUGGAGAAGACGCCAAAGACACCAAAGACACCAAAGCAGGAGUAAAACGCAGUUUGCGGGGGCAAAGGUGCCUGGCGGGAUUGCGGGACCAGUGUGCGGCAGCGCGUAAGGUGCGGCAGUUGGCGUUGAGGGCUUGACCUGCUGGUAGUUGAAACCACUGUGCGAAUGGAGAGCGUACAAAGCGCGUGGCGUGAUUCUAUGUUCGGACUGUUGGUUCCUGGUUUGUGCGUGCUGAGACCUUUAGCAGUGCAUGCUCGGAGCUGCAUCCUGGCUGGCUGGCCAUGACCGUGCAUGUGUGGCGUGCCACUACGUACUGGAGGGAUCGAUUGGAGCACGGCAACAUGCGUGCAGUGCCAGACAACGCACAAACCGCAGGUUCCCUAAUGUGGCGUGUUGGAUUUUAACAGGUUGGAACUGAUGACAAUCAUGUGGCCACAAUAUUCCACAGCAAACAGCGGGUUAACUUCCAGUGAGGCCCCAUGGCACUCUGGUGGCACGCUUCCUUUGCCCUCACUCACCCAACCCAAGGCAUUCGCCAUCUCGGUCGGCCCAGAAAGUGCCAUCGUCUUGCACGCGCACACCUGCACCCAGCCAGCCAUCUCACGUGUCACCAGCACCGGUACCCGCGCGCACGAUAUGCGACACACGUGCACACACUCGGCCGAUUCGUUCUACGGCUUUUGACUGAACCUGCAUUCUGCCAUGCAACGUCAACAGCUCCCAUACGGCCGUGAAACGGCUCGGGUGUGGGCGGGUUAGGCAGGGCCAGGGUUACGGACGGCAACAGGCGGGGCGCACGGCCAAAAGCUCAUGUGCGUAACCUACUGAGCGAAGUACGGCCAUGCAUAGACACGCACUUGGCUGUCUGCGGCCGCCAUGGAUGUCCAUUGGAUGCCAAUG
Messenger RNA from Chlamydomonas reinhardtii, 1852 nucleotides. RefSeq lists its product as uncharacterized. The record is from RefSeq and is a predicted model, not a curated record. Lineage: Eukaryota; Viridiplantae; Chlorophyta; Chlorophyceae; Chlamydomonadales; Chlamydomonadaceae. The transcript has 5 exons. The coding region runs from base 557 to 997 and encodes 146 amino acids.